UCCUUUACAGACGCUGUUGUUGUUGGCAUGGUUACAUGAGCAAACGACUUCAGCAAAAGAUAUCGCGUUUAAGAGAAACUAGAUCCGUAUAUUGUUGGUUUCUCGGACCAUGUAUUAAAAAAAACAACCGAAGACAUUUUGUUUACAUUCAACUCGGGACAAUUAUGCGGUGAUCUGAGAGUGAACCUUAAAGCGCUGGGGGCUCCCCUGUGAUAGGAAUAGUUCAAUAUGGAGUUGGGAGAAAAGCUAAAGGAGCUUAACAUGUCGGUGGAUGAAAUUAAGAGACUGACAAAGGCUUUUAAAGAUGAGAAAUUCAGAGGAAUGCUGCGUGAUUACGCUGAAGAGAUAGCAGAUCCAGAGAAUAGGAGGAUUUAUGAAGAGGAGAUUGCUAUGCUGGAGCAGGAGAGGGGAAACAAUGUCGAGUUCGUCCACCCGCAGCCAUUCAGGGCCCUGAAGACCAGUCUGAACCGCAAGCAGAAGUGUUACAUCAACAUCUGUGGCAAUGACAAAGUUGGGAAGCCUGAAUGUAAGUGUGGGAUGUCUGAGGACGGUCGCCGAGGGCAAUGCUGGUCACUUCCUCACAAUCUGACCCCAGGGAGGCGAGACACGGAUCCAAAGGGAAACAAAAUCAUGAUCUAUGAUGUUAUUUUCCACCCUGACACCCUCCACAUAGCAAACAAAAACUCUAAAUUUAUGGAAAUGGUGAGCAGCACGGCCGUGAAGGGAAUCCAGGAUGCCUUCAAGGUGACUUUGGACGAAAACAACAUGAAGGAGUUGAACACAAAGUACAAAGGCAUGCCUCAUCCUUGUGUCAUUCGAAAACCCGUCCCUGGAUUCAAACCAAAGGAUCCUGCUCAAGAUCAGCCUCUUGCCUUCCCAUAUCCAGAUGAAAAACCACAAACACUCAGCCCUGAUCCCAAACCUAGGAGUUUUGAAAUCCAACGUGAGAAAAACAAAGAGCCCACAGAGCCAAGCUAUUCUGUGAAAUACAGAUCCUUCAUUGACCUGCAGGACUUCAGGUGCUCCAGAGACUCGGCAAAGAGCCCCAGGCCCAAAGAGAUCAUCAUCACUAUAGAUGUUCCGCUCAUGAAGUCAGUAGCACAUGCUAACCUGGAAGUGAAAGAGAAAACCCUGCUUCUGGAGUCUAAGACGCCUGCCUACAAACUGGAGCUACCUUUGUCCUACCCUGUGGACGAGGAGAGAGCAGUGGCCAAGUUCAUCAAGCAGAAAGGACAGCUGACUGUGACCCUGCCUGUCCUUCCUUCCAAAGAGGCCUCAGAGUUCUUUGCUCAGUGUGCUGGUAAUAGCAAAGGGACAGAAGGAGACGUGGAGGUGGGGGACAAACAGACGGAAGGCAGGGAAAGUCAAGUUCAUGACGAGGAGAUGAAGAACAAGGAUGAGGAAUCUGUGAAAGAUGUCAUUGGUGAGGAGGAGCAGUUGCCAGAGAAACUAACGGGUCAGGAACCUGUGGUAGAGCAGCAGGAAGUUGAAGAAAAGCUGUAUGAGAAAGAAAGACGGGAGGAAGCGGAGGAGAAUGUGCAGGAACCUGGAGAACAACAAGAAAUGAGCAGACAAAGUGAAGUCAAUGAAGACAGAAGCAAAGAUUCAGUCAGGAACGAGGAUGCUCCAGCAAGCGCCGAUCCGCUGCAGACUUCACCUGACGAGCAAGGCCCUGUAGUCCCCUCUGAACCACCUCGUGAUGGAGAAGAUGUACAAGUAGACUCCUGUUUAGAGUCACAAGUGACGGACCUGUUCAUGCAAGAAACCGCAAAGGAGGAGGUGAGAGAUGUUAAGAUGGAAAGAGACACAUUUCAGGUAGCCCAGACAGAAAAAAGCAUUGAAGAGGGUAACAAGACGCCAGCACCAGAGGAAGCAACUUCUAUGGAAAGUUCAGCAAGUCACCCUUCAAAGAGCACCCUUCUCUCAGCGAAGGAUGAGGAGAAGCCAGAGCCUGACAAGAGGCAGCCGCCUGUGUUGUUGAGGGAAAUCGACAAAGAUGGCAACGUGACCGUCGUCAGCGAUCACUCUACGUCAGCUGGAUUCCUCUUCCAGAACUCCCUGAUGUAUGAACUCGACUAAGAGUCAUCAGUGCCUUCUAAUAAUAUCAAUAUCAGAACUGUAUCCCCCCCCCCCCAAAAAUCUAAAAUAAUGCUCAGUUUUGAUUAAAAUUCUUUAACUGCCUGCUGGUAAUUGUUGAGCAAAACAUUCAUUAUUGUGCUUUUAGUUUGCAGCGCUUGUAAUGUUUUACAGUACUAUUAGAAGCACAUUUUAGUACGAUACUGCGCAAUUCUACAUUACACGUUACAUUACAAAAUAUAUUAUCCUGUUCAGUUAAUAGCUAACAUUUUUUGUGCAAGUGUGCCUAAUAUUGUGGCCAAAUUGUUAAUGUUUUUAAAAAGUCCUGCA
Dunckerocampus dactyliophorus (ringed pipefish) is the source of this 2406-nucleotide messenger RNA. It is a transcript of the gene dnaaf2, whose product is annotated as dynein axonemal assembly factor 2. Gene Ontology annotation, biological process: axonemal dynein complex assembly. Gene Ontology annotation, cellular component: cytoplasm. The transcript has 3 exons. NCBI's taxonomy places the organism in Eukaryota, Metazoa, Chordata, Actinopteri, Syngnathiformes, Syngnathidae. The coding region runs from base 229 to 2079 and encodes 616 amino acids. The record is from RefSeq and is a predicted model, not a curated record.